CUCGAAUCAUAAAUUUUCUCGUUCUUCAACUCAAAAGGAAAAUAAGAACCAGUUUUUUCAAGAAUUUGAUUCGUGUCCAGAAUUCGGAGAAAUUACGUUCUCAGUGCAAACCUUAGCUAGCUCUUACGAUUUACGUUUAUCAGAAGUUUUAGGUGAUUGAGAAUGAGGGGUAGAAGCUACAGCUACAGCCCUUCGCCCACCAGAGGAUACAGCAGUAGAAGGCGUCGGAGCCCUAGCCCGAGGGGUAGGUAUGGAGGUCGUGAUAGAGAUCUUCCUACUAGUCUUUUGGUUCGCAAUCUUCGCCUUGACUGCAGGCCAGAAGAUCUGCGUGGGCCUUUUGAGCAAUUUGGUCCCCUCAAGGACAUUUACUUGCCUAAGGAUUACUAUACUGGGGAGCCUCGUGGCUUUGGAUUUGUUCAAUUCAUAGACCCUGCUGACGCUGCAGAUGCCAAAUACCAUAUGGAUGGGCAAGUGCUUCGAGGUCGAGAAUUGACAGUAGUAUUUGCUGAAGAAAACAGAAAGAAGCCAUCUGAAAUGAGAGCAAGAGAGCGUUAUACGCGGUCUUCAAGUCGCUAUUCCCGAUCACCACGCUAUGCCCGAACCUAUUCUCGCAGUCCAGACUAUUAUUCCCCAUCUCCUAGACGAAGACAUUACUCGAGGUCAAUGUCUCCCAGGGACCGAAGAUACAGGGGCCGGUCAUAUUCAAGGUCACCUUAUGGUUCUAGGAGCCACAGCUUUAGCAGGAGCAGGAGCCGCAGCCACAGCCUUGAGUAUUCUCGAUAGAUCAAAGGUUUUGGCUUAGAGAAUGUCACUGUAGAUGGAUUAUGAUGAUUCUCAAUUAGUGUGCUAUGAUUCUCAAAUAGUGUAGUAGAGUUUAAUGUUCCAAGAGUUAUCUUGAUGGUGUUGGUUUUUAUCUGAAAUAGUAUUGGGAUGGAGAUGGAGUUAUUACUUGACUUGAAAUGAUAGUACUCCUCUAUGUUUUCUCGUUUUGCUUUUAAGCUCAAGUGCUCCCGCUGAAAAACCUCCUCGAGGCUCCAAUAGUCCUUGUUGCUUAAUGUGAGAAAUAAAUAAAUAAAUAAAAAGAUAUUUCUCUUUGGCGAAA
Cannabis sativa is the source of this 1102-nucleotide messenger RNA. Its product is annotated as serine/arginine-rich SC35-like splicing factor SCL33. NCBI's taxonomy places the organism in Eukaryota, Viridiplantae, Streptophyta, Magnoliopsida, Rosales, Cannabaceae. Gene Ontology annotation, molecular function: RNA binding. The record is from RefSeq and is a predicted model, not a curated record. Bases 163 to 783 code for a protein of 206 amino acids. The transcript has 6 exons.